Paramecium tetraurelia is the source of this 111-nucleotide messenger RNA. RefSeq lists its product as uncharacterized. The transcript has a single exon. The record is from RefSeq and is a predicted model, not a curated record. Lineage: Eukaryota; Ciliophora; Oligohymenophorea; Peniculida; Parameciidae. The coding region runs from base 1 to 111 and encodes 36 amino acids.
AUGGCUGAGGGGGAGAGAUGGAUUUGGGAUGGAAAAAAGAGUGAAAAUGGACAUGGAUGGGAUAAAAAAUAUCUGGAAAAUGGGAGAGAAAGAGUGGGAAUGGGAAAUUGA